Molecule: messenger RNA, 1179 nt
Organism: Nomascus leucogenys (northern white-cheeked gibbon)
Lineage: Eukaryota; Metazoa; Chordata; Mammalia; Primates; Hylobatidae
Gene: PANX3
Product: pannexin 3
Biological process (GO): positive regulation of interleukin-1 production; monoatomic cation transport
Molecular function (GO): channel activity
Source: RefSeq, a predicted model, not a curated record
AUGUCACUUGCACACACAGCUGCAGAGUACAUGCUCGCGGAUGCCCUGCUGCCUGACCGCAGGGGCCCCCGCCUCAAAGGACUGCGCCUGGAACUGCCCCUGGACCGGAUAGUCAAGUUCAUAGCUGUGGGCUCCCCCUUGUUGCUGAUGUCCUUGGCAUUCGCCCAGGAGUUCUCCUCUGGGUCUCCGAUCAGCUGCUUCUCUCCCAGUAACUUCAGCAUCCGGCAGGCAGCCUACGUGGACAGCUCCUGCUGGGACUCAUUGGUUCACCAUGAGCAGGACAGGCCUGGCCAGGACAAGAUGAAAUCUCUCUGGCCCCACAAGGCCCUCCCUUACUCCCUGCUGGCCCUGGCCUUGCUCAUGUACCUGCCGGUGCUGCUGUGGCAGUAUGCAGCUGUGCCAGCCCUCAGCUCUGAUCUGCUGUUCAUCAUCAGCGAACUGGACAAAUCCUAUAAUCGCUCCAUCCGCCUGGUGCAGCACAUGCUGAAGAUCCGGCAGAAGAGCUCCGACCCCUAUGUGUUCUGGGAUGAGCUGGAGAAGGCUCGGAAAGAACGAUACUUUGAAUUCCCUUUGCUAGAGCGGUACCUGGCAUGUAAGCAGCGUUCACAUUCACUAGUGGCUACCUACCUCCUGCGGAACUCCCUCUUGCUCAUCUUCACCUCCGCCACUUACCUAUACCUUGGUCAUUUCCAUCUGGAUGUCUUCUUCCAGGAAGAAUUCAGCUGCUCCAUCAAGACAGGGCUGCUAAGUGAUGAGACCCAUGUCCCCAGUCUGAUCACAUGCAGGCUGACAUCACUGUCCGUUUUCCAGAUUGUUAGCCUCUCCAGUAUAGCAAUAUACACCAUAUUGGUUCCAGUGAUAAUAUACAACCUCACACGGCUAUGUCGGUGGGACAAACGACUCUUAUCUGUCUAUGAGAUGCUCCCAGCUUUUGAUCUCCUCAGCAGAAAGAUGCUAGGAUGUCCCAUCAAUGACCUCAAUGUGAUCCUUCUUUUCCUCCGAGCUAACAUCUCUGAGCUCAUCUCUUUUAGCUGGCUGAGUGUCUUAUGUGUGUUAAAGGAUACAACCACCCAGAAGCACAAUAUUGACACAGUAGUUGAUUUUAUGACUUUAUUGGCUGGCUUAGAACCCUCAAAACCCAAACACCUCACCAACUCGGCAUGUGAUGAACACCCAUAG